UCUGACGGAGAACGCGAAGGGGCAAAGCCGAAGGUCCCUCGCAGGACGCCCAUGGCCUGUCAAUUCUGCAGAGGACGAAAGCUCAAGUGCGAUGGUCGCCCUACCUGCGCGAAUUGCCAACGUCGGAGCAUCCCCUGCAUCUAUGUGCCUGUG
This is a messenger RNA of Dichomitus squalens LYAD-421 SS1, 153 nucleotides long. RefSeq lists its product as uncharacterized. Gene Ontology annotation, cellular component: nucleus. Gene Ontology annotation, biological process: regulation of DNA-templated transcription. Gene Ontology annotation, molecular function: zinc ion binding; DNA-binding transcription factor activity, RNA polymerase II-specific. The transcript is spliced from 2 exons. Lineage: Eukaryota; Fungi; Basidiomycota; Agaricomycetes; Polyporales; Polyporaceae. The record is from RefSeq and is a predicted model, not a curated record. The annotation marks the transcript as partial.